GAUAACACAAUGGAAACCUGGUCAGUGGGUCAGGUCUGCAGCUGGUUGGUGAGGAAGAAUUUAGGAGAAUUGGUGCCCAGGUUUCAAGAGGAAGAAAUAAGUGGUGCCGCUCUCCUAGCCCUUAACGAUCGCAUGGUUCAGCAAUUGGUAAAGAAAAUUGGGCACCAGGCUAUUCUGAUGGAUCUAAUUAAAAAAUAUCAGCAGAGCAGUCAAGAACUGAAACCCCCUGGGAGCCCCAGAGAAAGCGCCCUGCUAAGAGGAAGAGAAAGAGCCCCAGAGUAAAGAGACGAGCAGUUCUCCAGCCCAGCUGAUGGCAGGGAGCACAUGCCUUCUUUUCAUCCAGCGGAAAACCUUGGCAAUGGACUGAUUGACCAAAGAGUCCUGAAACAGAGGAGGAAUGUGAAGCAUGUUCUAGCAAGGAAUAAAGCAUUACAGUGGACUCAAUCCUACGUGCUACCAGAGUUUCCCUACGACGUCAAAUGCAUGCUAGCCGAGCAGAAGUGUCCUGAUCACAGCAUGAGGAUCAGGAUGAUUGAGUUUCUCCAGGCGGACAUGACUAAGUAUCUGGAGGGCUCCCUGUAUCCCAGCACCCAGCAGUACAAUGAUGUGGUCAACACCCUACUUCAGGCUCACCCUUUCCUGGACGAGGAUGGCUGUGGCUUUUUUCUAUGGAAACGAGCACUCAAAGAUCGGUUUAAGUAUGUUCGAAGGCCCAUCGAAGAUGAUGAGCAAGUGAUGAGGAAUAAGUGUAAAUUUGGACACCGAAGAGGUCAGACACGGAAAUCUCUUGCUGAUCUAAGAUGUGAUGAAUUUCGUAUUGUCCAGAUAAAAGAAGAAGCCGUUCCUUUAUAUUCUGAAGUAAAUGAACACAUUAACUGGUUUCAACGAGAAUAUGUAAAAACAGAAAAGGACUGGAAAGAGAUUGACAACAGGAUGAGCCAAACUUUGGAACUGAGAAGAAAAUUGAUAGACAGCAGAACGCCUCUGAAGGAAAUUCUUAAAAUGUUUCCUUUCUUAAAGUGCCCCCACCAGAUGUUUAGAGAAUUCCAACUUCUUACAAGAACAGACAUUUAUAAGAAAACAAAGCACAUUUUGGAAUCCUACUCAGAAAAUAUACUGGCUUCUUAUAUCGUGGCGGAUAACCCAAUCACUAUUAUUUUGCAAGAAAAAAUGAAAGAGCACACAGAUGAAGACAUGCUAAAACAUAUGAAGAUGACGGCCACAUGUUUACUCCUACCAGAUGUUUUUGGGGAUGAUCCUAGCCUUUUUGUUGCUGUGAACGAGAAGGUACAGGUGUCGACACCCGUGUUAGAAGUCAGGAACCCCUUCGACAUCAGCGACUGUGAAUAUUCUUUGUAUUUAGAAAAAGAGAGGCUCACGAAGGUGGAUGACUGUGUCGUGGCCUUGGCUGCCCUCGUGGCGGCCUUUCAUGUGUUUGGGAUUAAGUGUCCACAAGGACUGUGCCAAACCCUUCGAUUCCUGAAGACACAGAUUUUAGAUAUGCACCAUCCCCACUUUCCCUCUUAA
Messenger RNA from Echinops telfairi (small Madagascar hedgehog), 1527 nucleotides. RefSeq names its product sterile alpha motif domain containing 3 (gene SAMD3). The transcript is spliced from 11 exons. The record is from RefSeq and is a predicted model, not a curated record. Lineage: Eukaryota; Metazoa; Chordata; Mammalia; Afrosoricida; Tenrecidae. Gene Ontology annotation, molecular function: protein binding.